Manihot esculenta (cassava) is the source of this 3682-nucleotide messenger RNA. Its product is annotated as zinc finger CCCH domain-containing protein 41. Gene Ontology annotation, molecular function: RNA binding; metal ion binding. The coding region runs from base 481 to 3387 and encodes 968 amino acids. The transcript is spliced from 5 exons. The record is from RefSeq and is a predicted model, not a curated record. Gene Ontology annotation, cellular component: nucleus. NCBI's taxonomy places the organism in Eukaryota, Viridiplantae, Streptophyta, Magnoliopsida, Malpighiales, Euphorbiaceae.
UGUAAUCUUCUCAUUUUCGUCCUAACAUAAAAUUAUUUAUUCCUUUCAGGUAUAGACCAUCAUCUCUCUCUCAAAAAUCCAGCUCUGUGCUCUCUCAAGGCACAGCCUUCAAACCCCAGACCUUUUCCUGGAAACCAAACAUAAUCCCACGCACGCAAAAACCCUUUCCUCUCUACAAUCCCGCCCUCGAUUUUUGCUUUUUUAACGAUCCUGCCCCUCCUCCUCUUCCACCUCUUCUUCUCUCCCCCAAAUGCCUUCCCAUGGCCGCUUUGUUGCCCUUUGUCUCCAUUGCACCACGAGCUAGAUUCAAUUCCUAAUUCAUUCAUACUCUCUCAGCCUUUCUUCGCUCAAUCCUGCUGGAAUUACUGGUAAGGUUUUCCUCCUAUUGCUAGUCUUCAGGAAAUCAAGGUGAUUUUGUUGCUGCAUCUAGCGAGAGUUUGACACAACAACCAACCUUUUUAUUUGUUUUAAGCGUUCUUGAUGAAACUCAAGGUUUCAUCGCUGAAGUCAGGAGGGAUUUCUCCUCUUGAUUGUGCUAGUGAUCCUGAGGAGAAGGAAGUCAGUGAUGAGGAUGAUGAUGAUCGCAAUCACAAGCAUCGUAGAAGGGAGACACGUUCACAAUCUUUGGAGAGAGAUUCUCUGGAACCUGUUUUUACAAGGUCAUACAGGAAGCACCAUAAACCAUUUGGAAAUGGGCAUCCUUUCAGGGAGAAUGAAUCUCAAGGUAGUGAAACCUGGAAAAGCUAUAACACUGCUCCUCUAGAUAAAGACUUCACCUCAAAGUUUGAAAAGAGACACCCUGGAAUGGCAUCAUUUCCUCGAGUGGGUAUGGAGUUCAACCAAAGAAUUAGGCCAAACCAAACAUUUUCUGGAGAAUAUGGUCCUGGUAAGGGAAGAGGAAGGGACUCUGGUUCUUGGAAGCAGCGCGACUCUAGGUUCAGCUCAGCUGAUAUUGCUUCUCAAAUAGUUCAGCAAGGGUCAAUUACUCCUGGUCUCUUUGCAGGAAGAGGGUUGCCAAGUGUUCCACAUGCACAAAGUGCAUCAUGGAAUGCCUUUGGAUUGAUUCCAGGAAUACCCAAUGGUGGCCUUGAUGCACUUCAUUCCAUUGGUUUGCAAGGAACACUCAGGCCAGCAGUAAAUUCUUCAUUAAAUAUAGGCAUUGCCCGUCAGCAGUGCAGAGACUUUGAGGAGCGUGGCUUUUGUCUGAGAGGGGACAUGUGUCCAAUGGAGCAUGGUGUCAAUCGUAUUGUUGUUGAAGAUGUUCAGAGCCUUUCACAGUUCAAUCUCCCUGUUUCACUUCCAAAUGCACCUCUUGGGGGAACACCUGCUGGACCAGGGGCUUUAUCAUCACUUGGCGCUCCUUCAACCACAUUAAUGAAUAAAGGGCUACAUAGCAGAAAUAGCAAGCCUGGGAUGGUUGAUGAUGGUAUGGGCUUGAAUGGUGGAUAUUCUGGUUCUACUAGUGUGAGUGGAGCAGACUUGUAUGAUCCAGAUCAGCCACUGUGGAAUUACAAUGGUCCUGAAACAUCAAAUGCACUCUUAGCUCUACAUUCAUCCAAAAAUGAUGAAACUGAAUCCUUCAUGAGUGUUGACCCUUCUGACCAUCAUAAUGUUACUGACAAUGAGUGUGCAAUUAGAAUCACUGGGAAUCCUGUUGGUUCAAAGAGUACAGGUUCAUCUGUUUGGGGUAGAGUUGGUCUUGUGAAGAACAGAUUAGAUGUGAAGGAGAAAACUGAUUUGAGGGUGAUUAAAUCAGAUCAUGGGGAGAAUGAAAUGAAGGAAGAUCAUAAUACAGCCAAUGUUCAGGGUACUUUUGGUCAAGGAAAGCAGAUGAUUGCUGAGGAUGCUGGCCCCAAAACUUUGGAUUCAGCAACCAGGCUACAGAGUGAUGUCGUGCGUAAUACAAGGAAAUCAUCUCAAAAAGCACUACGCACGCUAUUUGUCAAUGGCGUUCCACAGAAAAACAACAGGAGAGACGCUCUUCUUUCUCAUUUUCAGAAGUUUGGGGAGGUUAUAGACAUUUAUAUCCCAGUAAAUAGUGAACGAGCUUUUGUUCAGUUUUCAAAAAGAGAAGAGGCAGAAGCUGCUCUAAGAGCACCUGAUGCUGUAAUGGGCAAUCGCUUUAUCAAACUGUGGUGGGCUAAUCGUGACAGCAUACCUGAUGAUGGCAUAAGCAGUAGCACUGGUGUAUCUGUAACUCCCCGUGGCAUGCCAGCUGGUUCAGUUCCUCCCCAACCAUCAGUUGUUAAAGGAAAAGAUAAUCUUCAUUCAGAUGUUCCUAAGGGUACAAUGGUCCCAACCACUAAUGUUUCUCUUCCUCCCACUGAUCAUCCUAAGCCAAUUUCGAAUGGUCCAAAGAUUCCACCUCCCGUGCAGAAAAAGCUCGAGUUAGAGCAAUUGAGGGAGGAACUUCGCAUGAAGCAACAGAUGCUGGACCAGAAACGAAAUAACUUCAGGCUCCAAUUGGACAAACUCGAGAAACAAGCUACAGGAGUCAAAGGUGAGGUAGUGGCUGAGCCUACCGCUAAGAGACAUAGAGUGGGAAUAGCUACUGACGUUGCAAAAACUACAACCCCAGGGUCCUCUGAUCCUGUCGCUGGUGUGCCUUCUCAACGUCCUGAGAUGAUAGCAGAUAAAAAUAAGUCGGUGGAAAAUGUCAUGUCAUCCAGUCCCAGAACAACUGCAUCAUUGAUGCAGCACGGCUCAACAGGCUCAAGGCAGACAAUUCGUUCAGUGGCACCUACUGGUGCUCCCUUUCUGAUGAAUAGAUACAAGUUGGAUAACCGACCCACAUCAUUUAGAAUCAUCCCACCCUUACCACCUGGGUUGACAAAUGUCGAUACCUUGAAGGAAUUCUUCUCAUCACAUGGCGAUCUUUCUGCUGUUGAGCUAGAAGAUGUUGAUGCCUGUAAUAAUGAUAUUGAUGGGUCAGAAAUGCCAAAAAAUUGUUCAGCCCGUGUGACUUUCACAACACGCCGAGCAGCUGAGAGGGCAUUUUUAAAUGGUAAAUGCUGGCAAGGCAAUAAUUUGAAGUUUACAUGGGUGACUUCUAGUACCUCCAGCAGUGACAUUUCCGUCAGAGAAAAUAUUCCAUCUGCCUCUCGGUGUACUGUAGAUUCUGAUGUUCAGCCUGCGGAAAGAUCAGUAUGCACUGGUUCUCAGGCUUCUGCAUCUGAAAACAGGGAACCUGAAACUUCAGAAGGAAAUGGUGGUGCUGAACAUAUGGAGUUGCAUGAAGUUUCCGAGUCAUGCCCAACUUCAAUGCCUGGUGAGGACUCCACAAAAUGUGAGAAUACAACAACAUCGACGUGCAGCCAAGAAGAGCCACCGAAACAAGAGCUCAGUUCAACUACGUCUGGGGAGAAUGAGUCAAGCGAUGCCUGUUGAUGAUGGAGCAAUUGUUGGAUUUGUACAGUGAGGUAAAAUAUUAAAACUUUUGAACUUUAAUUAUGAUGAGUCCUCCAUUUCAAAUUUCUGAAAUUUUAUUUUGCAAUAGUGUUUUUGUUUCAUGUACGGGAUGUAUAAAAAAAAAAGGGAAUUUUGUGAUUUUGGACUGCCACAUCCCAUGAUGGAUGGUUAGUCAAAUGGUAAAUUACGAUGUUUUUGAGGUUAGAUGCCUAGGAGUAAAGGACUAAAGUUGAAAGCAAUUGAAUUACACAACUCUGCAGAUUUCUUCCAUAAA